AUGCAGUACAGACUUCUAUUAGCAGGCGACAGAGCCGACUUUACCACGCUCGAAUUCGACCAGAAGAGAGGAAAGUUGAGCAUCCUUGCUAAUUAUGCAUCUCCCUUCAAUGCUUCCUGGGUCGAGCUAUCGUCAUCGCAAAGGGGCCUGGAUCAACUUGUCGGCCUAUCCGAGGGGGACGAGUCGGGUCUUUUGUAUACCUUCGAGAUAGAUCACCUGAAAAAGGAUUGCACAAUUACCAGCCAGUUGCCAACUCUGGGAGCGCCUGGUCACUUCAUCAAGUUGCGUGAUAAUACUGCACUAGCUCUUGGCACUUAUCUGGGAGGAUCUGUUGCCCUCUAUCCCAUUUCCAGAACAGGCAAUGGCAAGAUACUGCUUCAAAAUGUUCCGCGAGCGGAGAUUCUACCGGAAUUUCCCUAUCAGUCGAUUGGACACGGUCCUAACAAGGCCCGUCAGCAACAAUGCCAUGUGCAUCAAAUAUUGGAAGACAGCCGAGGCAUACUAUACGCCCCGGAUCUGGGAUCCGAUAGGGUUUGGAUACUUCGGCGCGACGGCGUUCAGCAUCUUGAAGUCUGUGGCUGGCUACAGUGCCCUCCCGCAACAGGCGCUCGACAUGCCGUAUUGACUCCCGAUGAGACGAUAAUGUACGUUAUUGGAGAGCUCUCGCACACUGUCAUCGCCUUCGAUGUAUCAGCUGCCCCUGCAGAGAGCAUACCCCCGAUUGAUGGCUUCGCACCGAGUAUAAUCCCUCUGGAGGUUCACCCCGAUCAUCAAGGCAUGAUGGACUCUGCCGAAAUCGGUCUUCAUCCCUCCAUCCCUAACGUUAUCUAUGUCAGCAAUCGCUGGGAGAGGCACAUAGCGCAGCGUGAACCAUACCUCCGCAGUGUGCCUCGCGAUCUACCGCCGGGAGAUGCGAUCGCUAUUAUCCUGCUCUCCGAGGACGGCAGGAAGGUCAACGACAUCAAGCAUGUACGAACAGGCGUUGAUGUCAUCCGUGGCAUGCGGCUCAGUGACGACGGCAGGUAUGUCGUUGUAGUCGGACAAGAAGGGGGUGGCGUGGAGGUCUAUGGAAUCAACGGGGAAAGGGGAGACAAGUGGACUUUGAUGGCCGCCCUGAAGGAGGGGCUAGAAAACGGGAUAAAGCAUGCCAUUUGGUUAUAA
This is a messenger RNA of Aspergillus tubingensis, 1161 nucleotides long. Its product is annotated as putative isomerase YbhE. Gene Ontology annotation, molecular function: protein binding; 6-phosphogluconolactonase activity. Bases 1 to 1161 code for a protein of 386 amino acids. NCBI's taxonomy places the organism in Eukaryota, Fungi, Ascomycota, Eurotiomycetes, Eurotiales, Aspergillaceae. The record is from RefSeq and is a predicted model, not a curated record. The transcript is spliced from 4 exons.